AUGAUUUUUCCUGUAUUUCUUCUAGUUUCCAUUAUUUUUCCACUCAUCUUCUGCCAAUGCCGUGAUCUUCAUCCAAACUGUGAUUUGUUCAAAACUCUUGAUCUUUGUACAUCAGUUAGUUCUCAAAAAGCAAUCAUGAAAUACAAUUGUGCGUCUUCUUGUGGAUUUUGUGGAAAGCAAGCCGGAAGUUGUGUGGAUCGUUUGUCAAACUGUGCCGAUUAUAAAUCUUCAGGACUUUGUGAAACUGAUGAUAAGCUACGUAUUGAAUAUGCUUGCCCAGUUACUUGUAAUGUUUGUUCUACUCCUGUAUAAUC
Molecule: messenger RNA, 314 nt
Organism: Caenorhabditis elegans
Lineage: Eukaryota; Metazoa; Nematoda; Chromadorea; Rhabditida; Rhabditidae
Source: the annotation of a RefSeq genome assembly